Messenger RNA from Owenia fusiformis, 1707 nucleotides. The record is from the annotation of a GenBank genome assembly. NCBI's taxonomy places the organism in Eukaryota, Metazoa, Annelida, Polychaeta, Sabellida, Oweniidae.
AGGUAAGCCUGCACUUUAUUGAUCCAGUCAAAACAAAUUCAAUGGUUGCUGCUAACUGUGCCCCAAUAUUUACACUUCAUGAUUCAUCAUUUUAAAAGGGAGUCAAUAAGCAACUAAUGUAUUGCGACAUUUACAAGAAGACAGAGGACCUGGUGCAGCUCAAACAUCCAAGGGGAAAUCAUAUAGACAGGUGAGGCAUAAACUGAAUCAUGGAGAACCAAAGUUACGCUAAUCAGAAGAAAAAUGCUGAAAAACCAGUUGGUCAGUCACCAAGUGGCCCAACAAUGACACGUGCAGUACUUCCACCAAUAAACAUCACACCUGGAUUGCAUGGGACACAGCAAUCAAUGAAUCAAGCAUCAAUACCCCAGCAGCCAGCAUAUCCAACACAACCCCAAAUGGGAUAUGUACCACCAAGAGCUGCAUACACAGUGCCACCUACUGUUGCCCAACCAUAUGACCCAAAUCCCGAUUACAGCAAUGGUCCUAGGCCAGCAUGGGCCCACAAUUGCGCAUUGGUACUCAGCACUCUCCUCAUCAUUUCUGGUAUGAUCAUGUUCAUCAUGAACAUCGUUGGUUUGGUGGUGGGUGUCAAAUUUGCCGUAGGUGGAGCAGGAAUAUGGGGAGGCCUAUUCAUGAUACUCACUGGAGGAAUUGGGGUAUGCGCAUCAAAAACAAAAACAACCUGCAAAAUUGUUAGCCUGAUGGUCCUUGCUAUUCUACUUGCAGUGUUUAGUUUCUGUAUAUUUGGCGCUCAUGUUUCCGGCACCAUAGUGGCAUCUAUAGGUAACUGGGAUUACAUGGAUAAAGAAUAUCCAUAUCACUAUGACGACUUCGAUGAUUACAUGCCAUCACCAUCACGCGAAUAUAUAUAUGAUUAUAACUGUACACAUCCUUAUGAGACUGUAAAUGGUGUAUACUGUGAUGGGUUUACAGCAUACAGAGAGGUGUAUCCUGAGACUGCUAAGACCAGUCCAAUUAGAAAAUAUGUGGAUGAUGCCAAACCAGCUGGACAAGGUAUAAGGAUCGCUUUCAAUGCAACUAUGACAAUAUUUGCUCUUAUAGUAUUUGUAGCAUGUAUCGUGGCAUCUGCGUUAUCCUGCCGUGCAGUGUGCUGCCGAUCUCGGUCAAACGUGAUUCAAGUUGUGUAUGUUCCUGCUACAGGCUCCUGUCAGAUGAAUCCUAUCUCACAGGGAAACAACCUCCAGGUUGUCUCUGUUGCUCCACAUGGCCAGCUUCAACCCCAGUAUGUUCAGAACCAAGGAAUGGUACAAUCGCAGAACAUGGCAUUCUCUCCGCAGAAUGCAGCCAUUGAUUACAACCAGGUUAAGCCAAAUGAAACAGGUGGACAGGCUAGGAAUGCAACUGGAGGGGAUAGUCCUCCACCUGCUUAUGAGCCUUAUGGGAGAAAUGAAAUAACUGCUGUUGAGGACUAAUAGAUUCUCAUUUCAAGAUUUCACUAUACAAUAAAACCUGUACAUUUGAACACUUCCUUCAUCUGGACACCUCUCAAUAUGAACACUUUGAGGACAAACAGAUUCUCAUUUCACUAUACAAUAAAAAGCCUGUAUAUCUGAACACUUGCUUCAUCUGAACACCUAAAAACUUUAAAUAUGAACACCUGCUAAUCUGAACACUUUUGGCUGCUCCUUAGUGGCAUUCUGAUUAGACAGGAUUCACUUACAGUUGUACAUAACAACAACCAAA